AUGUUGCUGAACAUAGCUAGAGGAAUACCGGGAAUCAGGGCCCUUAGAAUUGGCAGAACCCUCAGUGUCCGGACAGCCCCAACUGCCAGACUGCUCAGCAUCGCCAGAUACAACUACAGCUUGAACACGGUUUGGUUGUGCCAGAACAGAUAUAACUCUUCUGUAGCCACACCACCGACCCCAGAGCCAAAGGAGUCCAAGCUGACACAGAUUUGGGCGAAAGUGAAGCAUGAGGCCCAGCACUACUGGAACGGGACCAAGUUGUUAGGUCUUGAGAUGAAGAUUUCGUCCAAGUUGGUAUUCAAGAUGGUCAAAGGGUACGGGUUGAGCAGAAGAGAGUACAAGCAAUUGGAGAGAACCACCACAGAUAUCAUCCGAUUAAUUCCAUUUUCCAUGUUUGUGAUCAUUCCGUUUGCGGAAAUCUUGUUGCCGUUUGCGCUCAAGCUUUUCCCUAACUUAUUGCCGUCAACCUACCAGACCGCGGGCGAAAAGGAAAAGAAAUUGGCGUUGUUGAGAAAGUCACGGAAGGAUGUAGCGCGUACAUUGAACGGAAUUUUCCAGAAGACCAAGUUCCAGUUGCCGUCCACCGUGACCGAUGCCGAAAAGUUGGCAUUCCAACAGUUUUUCGCCACCGUCAGAGACAAUGACGCGAACGUCGCCUUAACCCAAGACAUUUCCCGCGAGCAGUUAAUCUUGGUUGCCAGAUUAUUCAAGGACGAUGUGGUUUUAGACAACUUGUCACGCGACCAGUUGGUCGCGUUGGCCAAGUAUAUCCAGCUUAACACCUUCGGGUCCCAGCCGCAGUUACUCCGCUACAGAAUCCGCCACAAGAUGUUGACGAUCAAGAACGACGACAAGGCUAUCGAUUACGAAGGUGUGGAGUCUUUGACGCUCGCUGAAUUGCAGGCCGCCUGCGCUAUGAGAGGCAUGAAAGUCGUUUCCGUCCAGGCAGACAAGUUGAAGGCCAACUUGCAGUCGUUGUUGGACUUGAGAUUGCACGAGAAAAUUCCGUCCACCUUGUUGCUUUUGUCCACCGCCUACGCCUACCGCACGGACGGUCCCACUGCCUCUACUGAGGACGUUGACACCCUGUACGACGCCUUGGCCGCAGUUUUAUCCUCCAUUCCUGUGGAGUUGUACCACGAGACCGCGUUGAAUGUCAACGAGGUUGGUUCCACCGAACACACUGCCAAGAAGAUGGCUGUUUUGAAGGAGCAGGAGGAGUUGAUUAAGAGCGAGAGCUCCCAGUCCAGCGACGAUAUCCAUAUCCAAGUAAAGGACAAGUUGAACUUGGACGAAGAGGUUGAAGCGAAGGAGGUGGAGGCCCCAAAGGAGGAGAAGUAG
Babjeviella inositovora NRRL Y-12698 is the source of this 1344-nucleotide messenger RNA. RefSeq names its product LETM1/MDM38 family protein. Gene Ontology annotation, biological process: intracellular monoatomic cation homeostasis. Gene Ontology annotation, molecular function: ribosome binding. The record is from RefSeq and is a predicted model, not a curated record. Bases 1 to 1344 code for a protein of 447 amino acids. Gene Ontology annotation, cellular component: mitochondrial inner membrane. The transcript has a single exon. NCBI's taxonomy places the organism in Eukaryota, Fungi, Ascomycota, Pichiomycetes, Serinales.